Messenger RNA from Vigna unguiculata (cowpea), 1461 nucleotides. Lineage: Eukaryota; Viridiplantae; Streptophyta; Magnoliopsida; Fabales; Fabaceae. The record is from RefSeq and is a predicted model, not a curated record.
AUGGUUAGGACACGAGGAAAUUUAUCUAGACGUGGUUCAAAUGAUGCAUCAGAGAGUUCCAAACAGGGUGCUGCACGAAAGAGACCGACAGCUUCGGCUCGUAGAAGGGGUCAGCAUGAGGCCAAUGUUGUUCAGGAUGAUAUUAUUGAGAAUGAGGUUUCUGACGUUCCUUGGGAGGACGAGCAGGGGAUUGAUAACGAUGGUGGAGGAUUUCCUGGUGGUCCGUAUGAUACAUCUUUAUUGACCCGGUACCAGGAUCAUGUUGCACGCAUGAUAUGGGAUGGUCAGGAUCGAGUUGUGAAAGUGGUCUCCCAUAUUAAAAAAGUGAAGAAAUUAGGACGUCCUCACCCUUCUGUUGCACCUUUUGUGUUAGCUUCUGGAUUAUCGCCUCUGUGCGAUAUUUUAUAUGAAUAUAUCGAUCUUGGUGGAAACUUUUGCUCCACUGAAAAUCUUGAAUAUGAAGAUUCAGUUGAGAUUUUGACGACACUUCUUGGUGUUGACCGGGCCAUGGCUUGUGUGGAGCUGAAUCAAAGUCGGGGUGCACAGGUUCGACUUAGCUGGUUGAGAGAGUUGUAUGACAGUUGUUGUGAAAACGAGCUAUGGGAGUUUGCUGCACGUGCAUAUCUUUUGCACCUUGUAGGGUGCACGAUAUUUGCUAACAAAAGCGCCACCUAUGUUCGUACACAUUAUCUCGAGCUAUUUAGAGAUCUCUCCACAUGUCGUCGAUAUGCUUGGGGAGUUGCUGCUCUUGUCUACUUAUAUGAGCAGCUAGGAGAUGUCAGCUUUGCAAAUACAAAGCAAUUAGCUGGAUAUCUACCUCUUCUACAGGCUGGGAUAUACGAGCACUUCCCUACAUUGGGAAGGAAGCAAGUACGGGAUACAUAUGUGGAGACCGAACCCCGUGCUCUAUGUUAUGUCACUAGACGCGCCAUUUCCGCUAUAACUGAUGUUAGAGUCCAGUUGGAUGGCUUGACAUAUGAUGGGAUGAUUUGGAACCCCUAUGUAGCACAUAGAGCUACUCGACAACUUGUAACACAUGGCAUGUUUUCUGGCUUCCUGAGGGUUGGUACCCUCGUACACCGUCAUCUGCCGGAGCGUGUGUUGCGACAAUUUGGCUUCAUGCAGCCUAUUCCACGACUGCCGAGUUCGCUUCCCAUGAUGGACUUUGAGGCUAUUGAUGAUCAGUGGAAAAAGCACGAGCAGUUUGUUUGGUUUAGGAGAGUCUCCCAUCCAUACAUUUUAAGUGGAGCUGAGGCCGACCGACCUAGCCUUGUGAUUGUGCCCCGACUUCGUCGAAAUUUUCCAGAUGACAUAACAGUUCAGAGGACGUCACCGUCAUCAUCUUCCAGUGGUUUAUUGGGUCUCAUGAAACGCAUUGUAGGCGGUCUUCAGCGGAUGAUAGAUUGUAGAGACGUUACUGAGGGCACAGUUGCUUGGGAUCGCACUCAUGAGUUAUUGUAG